Molecule: messenger RNA, 480 nt
Organism: Trypanosoma rangeli
Lineage: Eukaryota; Euglenozoa; Kinetoplastea; Trypanosomatida; Trypanosomatidae
Exons: 1
Coding region: 1-480 (159 amino acids)
Biological process (GO): translation
Cellular component (GO): ribosome
Molecular function (GO): structural constituent of ribosome; rRNA binding
Source: RefSeq, a predicted model, not a curated record
AUGGUGUUUUACGCCUUCGUGUUGGUGAUGAAGCCACGGCAGCGGCGCUUCACCUCUCAAGCGCUGCGCGAGAUUGCCGUGGCGAUAUACAACAACGGUGGCCUCAUCCGCAAACUCACAAAUGAGGGAAUUAUGCGCCCGUACAGUCGCUUCCGUGACGCCGACAAUACCCCUCUGACGUAUGCGCGGUACGUCACGCUGCAGGUGGACAUGGGGGAGGAGCAGAUGCGGAAGGUUGAAAAGAUGAUGAAGGAGCACCAAGAUGUGUUCAUUACGCUUAGCCUCAACAACUUGGAGCGGCCUGUGGGAAUUCGGAGUCGAAAAGAUCUGCAGUCAGCGUACUUCCCGCUUGACACCUUCACACGGCUUGAGGAGGAAAUCAACUGGCCGCCGCAAACGUCAGCUGACAUCUACGAGCAGCUGGAAAUGAACUGGAAGGAGUUUUCCCGCACGCGGUGGUCAAAUUUUUUGCGCAAUUAG